This is a messenger RNA of Mugil cephalus (flathead mullet), 2555 nucleotides long. RefSeq names its product coiled-coil domain containing 17 (gene ccdc17). The record is from RefSeq and is a predicted model, not a curated record. Lineage: Eukaryota; Metazoa; Chordata; Actinopteri; Mugiliformes; Mugilidae. Bases 117 to 2159 code for a protein of 680 amino acids. The transcript is spliced from 16 exons.
GGUAUGUGGUUAAGAACUCAACACACCCUCACAACAAAAUCACUGGCAUGGUGACAGUUGCCAACAAACAUACAAGCCAACAACUCAGGAGAUAGUUCAUCUGACUCUGAUAACACAUGGAGAAGGAGCUGAUCUGCAGGGACUGUAACAUGUCGUUUCACUCCGCCCGGCUGCUCGACAAACACAAAGCAUUGUUCUGCAUCGGGAGUGAGGUAUCGACUCCUCGGGUGCAGAGACACAGCAGAUCUGAGCCUCUCGGGAGGGACGGCGCUGGCGCUCUGAUCCCGAGACAGACAAGAACCUCCAACCUGGUGCAGCUGAGAGGUCAGCAGAGGAACACGGGCAGGUGGAGAGACGUCAAUGCUGAGCCAAAGUCACAGAGAGCGGAAGACAAGGCGGUGAGCAGUCAGACAGACGGCGCCGCUCUGCAACACCUCACCGACGAGUUUUACAAGCUGAGGAUGUCCAUUGAAGAUAAUCUGCCAGCGUGGUCCAAAAGGGCGCCUGAAGCUGAAGCAAGUGGGCGGCAGCGGGGUCACGGCGACAGACUGAAGGAGAUGAGGGAAAUGGCGACGCUUCACGAGCGCCAGCUGGCUCUGAUACAGGCUCGCAACCAGCAGCUGGAGCAGCAGAGAGACGAGUUGGCCCACCAGGUGAGCGUCUUGUCUGAGCAGAGCAACACAACUCCCCUGCAGAGUCUGCUGAUGGAGCUCAGAGAGCAGGAGGAGAGGAACGAGGAGACGCUGCAACAACUAGCCGAGCAUCUCCGGGCGCUGCAAGCGCACAGGAGCUCAGUAGCUGCUGAUCAGCCAGAUCCACACGAGAAGUUUCAUCGCAACCUCAAGCUCAUUUCUUCUGCGGAUGGCCCUCUCUCUACCCAGAUUAAAGCCCUGAGACAGGCGUACAUUCACUCAGGCGGGUCUGAUCCAGCCAUUGUGUCCCAGAUGAUCGACCUGCAGGCAGAAGCCCAGAGCCUGGAGAAGAAGCCGCCGCCAGCAGCAGCAGCAGCAGCAGCAGCAGCAGCAGCAGCAGCAGACGCCAAGCCCCGAAAAAAGAAGGUGAAGCCUCCUUGGAGGGGUGCCAGCUGGGAGCUGCAGGUUUUGGAGCAGGAAAACCAGAGACUGGAGGAGGAGAUCUUCAGGAUCCAGCUGGCCAGAGAGAGACGCCGUGACCAUGAAGCAGCGAAGACCGAGUUUGACCUGAUUCAGAGGGAGAACCUCCACCAGACUGCCAGCUUACAGGCAGAGAUGGAGUGGAAUAAAGAAGCUUCCAGGCCCAGGAGACAACCUCCUCCUCCUCCACCUCCUCCUCCUCCACGUCCACCCCAAACUAAGAGCCACAUUCAGGCACCGCUUUCUCCGACCAGAUCCUUCUUCUCUCAGCUGGGAGGAUAUGCUAUGGACACCCAGGACUCUCUUGGCCCUGCACCCUACGACCCUGCAGCUGGUUUUGUGGUUUUCUAUGACAUGGUGCUGGGAGUUGAUGCCUCUCAGAAGCUGCUGCGUCUGGUCUCUGCUCUCUACGCCAACGGUCAGGAGGUGGGGCCGCCUGCUCCGCUUCCCCCUGUCCGGUGCUUACCGGGAGCAUCCCUUCCUUACCCACUCAGCCUAACCCCUGGAAACAGCGUCCACCUGUCAGUCAAACAGCCUGUACCCGGGAUCCAGCCGUCGCCCUCCCUCUCCCUGGUGGUGGAGGUGCAGACAGCGAGAGACGCGGAUGUUUACGACCACGAGGUCUUCAAACUGGAGUCCUGCGGCUGGACGCAACUGGACCUCUUUGAUGAAUUCAACCAGCUUCGUAGCGGCCACUGGAGGGCGCCAGUGCGCAGCCUGCCUAUUAGACCCUCAACCAGCAUGGCCCAGCUCAACUCCAUUCCCCAGGUGGGAAACAUGGAGCUGUGGGUGCGUUUGGCGAACGGCCGAGAUGGAGACGUGCAGACCCUGGUAAAGCCUAACCUCUGGGGCAGCGGCCACUAUAAAUAUCCAGCUGCAGUGUCUUCUCUUCCUGCAAUGAUUCGAGGAAGUGCUGCUGUGACAGUUUCUGCAUCAGAGCCCACAGGAGCGGAUAAACUCUCCUCACCGCUUCCCAUCAUCGAGCAAAGAGACCCUUCACGCACUGACGAAGCCGGUGAAGAAAACAAGUCUACGCUCAUGUCGUAGCAGAUGUCUCAACUGCUGUUUUUUUUUUUUCCCAAAUGUUGCAUUACAAGUAUAAAAAUAAGUCUGUUUAUAUUCAUUGUUUUGCUGCAAACGCAUUUUUCACCCCCAAUGAUGUACCGUCGUUGCAAUGCAUUUUUCAGCCGAAGUAAACCUCAGUGCAGAAAAAGGAAUGCCUUUGUAAGGUUGUAUUACAGCUACGCACCAUUUAUGUCUGGUUAAAUAACGCUUGAUUUUAGGAAUGAUGUGCCUUUAUUUUGUUAAAGAUUCAAUUUACAGUUCUGCACUCCAUCUAAAGUUCACGGAGUUUCAAGUGAAGGCAAUUCUUUCAAGCAAUAAUGCUACAAGAUUUCUUGCACCAAGACAAAUAAUACAUGGCAUGUCUCUGAACCCCUUCCA